CCCCACUUCCUCCUCCUCCCUCUCGCCAUCGUCAUGCCCGGCAAGAAGAAGAAGAAAUCGUCAUCAUCAAAUCGACCAGAACCACAUCACACCGACUCGCUCAGGGCAGAUAUUGCGGCAGCGAAUGACGAAGAUGUGGAUAUAGCCUCUGAGUUACUCGCCUCCCUAGACGCACGAGACGAGGCAGAAGAGAGGGUAAAGGAGAGUGUACCCCCUCCAUCCAAGCCACUCGAAGUACCCUCCGCCCCAGCUCACCACCACCAACGCAGCUCCCUCUCAUCCGAGACGAGCGGGUCGAGUGGGACAAGUGGUGGCGGGCUGAUGAGCGGACUCAAGGGAGCGGGAGAGAAGAUUCGUAACCAUGUCAGCCCGAACUCGCAGCAGGGACAGGGACAUUCCCCGACUUCGCCGCGAUCAGGUGGUGGGUUGAAGGGCUUGUUUGGGGGUGGUGGGGAAGGUGGAGAGAAGAAGGUGGGAAGGCAAAAGGCUCGAAAGCAACGCAAAGAAGCUACAGCGGCGGCGGAACGUGCCCGCUUCGAGGAAGAGCUCAAAGCCAACGGAGGCAACGUCGACGAGGCCGAGGAAGAACGGCAGGGCAUGUCCCUCGCGUGCGACUCGCUCAACGUAGACCUCCACGAGAUCACACCUGACGGGCAUUGCCUCUAUUCUGCUGUUGCUGAUCAGCUCCGGUUGGCCGGGUUAGGCGGGUAUGACUAUCAGGGUACGCGUAAGGUGACUGCAGAGUAUAUGCGGCGACAUAGGGAUGACUUUUUGCCCUUCAUCAGCGAUAUUGAUGAGAGUAUGGCGGGGAUCAAGAAUGAAGGCGCGGGGAAUGCGAGCAAGGAUGGGGCAAUGGAGGAACACUACCUCCGCUAUUGCGAUGCCAUCGAAUCGACGGGCGUGUGGGGCGGCCAGCCGGAGAUCCUCGCCAUGAGUCGCGCCUUCAAGUCGCAGAUCUGGGUCGUGCAGGCUGGGCAGCCCAUCGUCAAGGUGGGGGAAGGCGAGGAGAAGGGGGGUCCCUUGAUGAUCAGCUAUCAUAGGCGGAUGUACGGAUUGGGAGAGCACUACAAUUCUCUGCACCCGCGAAAGAAGUAGAAGCGAGCUGACGUGGAGCAUUGGCCGUGGAGCAUUGAGAUGGAGCAUCGAAUAGCAACAAUAUCACACACGCACACGCGACACGCUGCUACGCAUCGAUCCCCAGCCCCAACGUCUCACACUGCUCUCGCCUCACCAUCUCCCCCACUUUCGGCUGAACAUCCAAUCGCAUCACCUUUCCCCUCCCCUUGUUCGCCAUCCCCCACUCCCCACUCCGAUCAAACGCCCGCAGCGUAGACGCAUACCCGCGCGUGCGCAGGUACUCGACGCUUGGCGUCGGAUUGGACGUGCGGGCGAAGCUGGUCCA
Molecule: messenger RNA, 1402 nt
Organism: Jaminaea rosea
Lineage: Eukaryota; Fungi; Basidiomycota; Exobasidiomycetes; Microstromatales
Product: cysteine proteinase
Exons: 5
Coding region: 34-1095 (353 amino acids)
Biological process (GO): protein deubiquitination
Molecular function (GO): cysteine-type deubiquitinase activity
Source: RefSeq, a predicted model, not a curated record